AUGAUCAUAUUUCUUGAUUUUAGUCAGCACUUUGGCAGCUGCAUUUUGAACCAAUUGAAGUUCAUUUAUUGAACUUGCUGGACAUCCUCCCAGUAAUUCAUUACAAUAAUGUAGUCUUGAGGUCAUGAAUGCUUGAAAUAAAAAAGCCCCACCUUCAUAACAGUUUAACUGAAGAAGUUGAAGUUUGGCAUAUAUAAAAUGUCCCGCAACAGUCGACCCAAUUUUAGCAGCCAGUAAUUUCAGUAAUUAGAUCAUCAUUAGAAAAUUUGAAUUAUACAGAACUGGCAUUCACAAAUUUGGCAAUGGUGGCCAUUUUCCUACUUUUGUCAAGUGCAUGGACCCUGAUGGUUUGUCAUAUGUGGCUGUAUUUUAUAAUUUUCUUCAUGUUGAAUUCUUUUAUUCCAGUUAUAAAUACCACAGUGCUAGAACAAUGCAAGAGUCAGACAUCAGGAAAAUGUUUGCAGAAUCUUCUCAACCAGAUUGAUAACAUUACAGCUGAAGUGCUUCCUUUGAAUGAAGUGACCAAUAUUUUGGAUUUGGUCCUUAAUACUUCAGAGAAGAUUGUAGGGUCAUCCAGUGAUCUAGUCUCUUAUGGAAACCAUGUGUUAAAAGCCAGCGAGAAACUUAUAUCUACGCUAGUGAAGCCAACAAAUACAAGUGACUGGAUCAAUUUCACUCUUGAUACUGUAGAGGUACAGGUCUUCAUGGUUGGACCAAAUGUCACUUUAGAUAAAAUCCCUCAGCUGGACACAACAAAUGCUUCUGUGGACAUUGAUCUCAUUGCAAUUGCAAGAAACAACCCUAAAACAAAAUCAGCUGCUGUGGCUUUCAUGAGUUACAACACAAUGGAGAACGUGCUGAGACCUGACUUCUUCAACACAUCAGAUGACACAGUUAAAACCAUGAUGUCCACUGUGAUCUCAGCUACUCUUCCCAAAACUGACAACAAAGAGCUCACCAAACCAGUCAACUUCACCUUGAAACACAUCAGAGAGUUUGUCUCUGGAUGUAACCUGUCCUGUGUGUACUGGAAUAUCAGCGAAUGGAUUGUAGAUGGUUGUUCUGUUGUAAAGACCAACAGCAGCCACACUGUGUGUUCCUGUGAUCAUCUGUCAACAUUCGCUCUCAUCAUGCAAACCAGCAGCCCACCAGAGGAUGAUGCACUGAUGGAAAUAUUGAAUUUGGUGGCUGUGAUCGUGGGGCUGGUGUUCCUCAGUUUGGCCCUGUUGACUUUUGCUUUUUGUCGGUGGAAUCCUGGAGUGAACAAUGUGGCUCGGAUCAACAUCUGCUUGAGUCUACUGUUGGCUCAUCUUCUGUUCUUACUCACACAACAGUUCCUGAACUACAUACACCCUAACCAGGUGUUGUGUGCAUUGAUAUCAGGCGUUCUGCACUUCUUCUUUCUCUCCUCCUUUGUGUGGAUGCUCAUUGAAGGUGUGCUGCUUUUCAUCUGUGUGAAGAACCUAUCACAGAUCAGCUCCAUACAGAGGGAGGUGCUUAGCAGCAGAUUCAUGAUUGUGAUUGGAUAUGUGAUUGCUCUGGUUAUGGUGGGCGUGUCUGCUUGGCUGCUUCCUGAAGGCUAUGGCAGUGAAGAAUGCUGGAUUAAAAAAGAUGUAAAAGGAGCGUUAUUGAGUUUUCUGGGACCUGUUUGUACCAUAUUAGCAUUAAAUAUGAUUCUCUUCAUCAACAUUAUCGUCAGUCUGAACUCAACUCUCACAAAACUGAACGCUGCAGUUUCACAGAUGAAACAAACCAAGAUUAUGGUAUUUAAAACACUGGCCCAGUUUGUGGUUCUUGGUUUCCCCUGGAUUCUGGGUUUCUUCAUUAAGGGCAAUAGAGUGCUGCAUAUUCUCUUCUUGAUCUUGAACUCUCAGCAAGGAACCUUCAUCUUCCUGGUCCACUGUGUCCUCAAUAAUCAGAUCAGACGGCAGUAUGUGAAAAGGUUAAGCACUAUUUUCCUUGUACUCAAACUCAACAUGAUGCUGCAGUAUCCAUGAUUAGAAAAUGAGAAUCACUGCUGAAGUGACACUAUUAUAACAGUGAUUCUAUUCUUCUGCAUGUUGUCACUGUUUAUAGAUGUGUUAUACAAGAUUUAUUGUCAUUAAUUGUCAAGACUUUUGAUGUAAAACUAACCACUAAUAGUACAGCACACUUCCUGUAUAAUAAAAAGAGGUAGAUCUACUUAUAAUCAAACUGGAUUCAACAACAAAAAAGUGUCACACAAUUGUUUAUCUGCAUAAAUGUUGGGUUUCAGCGAAUCAGAGACAGAGUACUUUGGCAAAUAUACUUAAUAUACAUUUUGUAUUUCCAUAGAUGUUUUUAUGCCUUUUUUAAUAGUUUAAAUCGAAAUUAAUUUAACUUGGAUUCAUUGUAAAACAGAAAACUUUUUUGAGAAUAUUCAUUGACGAUGAAGUAGUGAAAUGAGAGAUCUGCUUAAGGCUCCAAAUACUUUAAUACAUUUCUGGAUACUUGCAUGUGUGUGAGUGCGACUGUGUAGAAAUUUUAAUAUAAAUAAGCAGGAGGGGAAAAGAGACGUUUUGAGGUUAAAUCAGACUGAUCUUCAGAUAACUGCUCUAUAAACACUCUUGACAGUUGAGGAUCUUAUAAGUAAACAUCUACUAGGUAAGCUCUUCACAUACAUGCAAUUAAAUGAGAUUUGAAGUUUGAGAUAAAAAAAAAAAAAUUACAUCUGUGGGCAGUGGUGGCUCAGUGGUUAAGGCUCUGGGUUACUGAUCAGAAGAUUGGGGGUUCAAGCCCCAGUACUGCCAAGAUGCCACUGUUGGGCCCUUGAGCAAGGCCCUUGACCCUAUCUGCUCCAGGAGUGCCAUAUCAUGGCUGACCCUGCACUCUGACCCCAGCUUAGCUGGGAUAUGUGGAAAAAAGAAUUUCACUGCAAAUGUGUGAUAAAUAAUUAUAAUUAAGUACAAGUACAUGUGAAGCCAUAAAUCUGCAGUGGAACUUUUGCUGUAUUUACUUUCCACUUGUCAAAAAUGCAAACUUGAAUUAUUUACACAUAAAAUGCUUCCAAAUAAAUAAAUAAACACAA
Messenger RNA from Myxocyprinus asiaticus (Chinese sucker), 3046 nucleotides. Its product is annotated as putative adhesion G protein-coupled receptor E4P. The coding region runs from base 303 to 1997 and encodes 564 amino acids. Gene Ontology annotation, biological process: adenylate cyclase-activating G protein-coupled receptor signaling pathway; cell surface receptor signaling pathway. Gene Ontology annotation, molecular function: G protein-coupled receptor activity. The transcript has 12 exons. Lineage: Eukaryota; Metazoa; Chordata; Actinopteri; Cypriniformes; Catostomidae. Gene Ontology annotation, cellular component: membrane. The record is from RefSeq and is a predicted model, not a curated record.